This is a messenger RNA of Monascus purpureus, 894 nucleotides long. The record is from the annotation of a GenBank genome assembly. NCBI's taxonomy places the organism in Eukaryota, Fungi, Ascomycota, Eurotiomycetes, Eurotiales, Aspergillaceae.
AUGAAAUCGGAAUCGCGCCUCUCCACACGCAUCUCGCUCCGAUGGCCUCCAGCGCCCCCCUUCGAGAACACGGAUACCAUCGUCCUAUCAGUCAAGGAUUGGUACGUCGAUCUGCGCGUUGACCGGUCGAAUCCCCGCACCCCCAGCGUCGACUGGGCCAUAGCCGGACAACGACUCAUUGAGAGUCGAGAACCACACCGGGUUCUUUUCACUCAUGAGCUUGAUUCCCGUGACUCCUUCGAGGAGACGGACUGUGGCACGUUCACCACCUUGCCCAACGGUGACGACUUGGAGAAGGGCACUAUGCCCCGCCCCGAUGUACCGGGGAAUCCACUCGCGAAGUACGAGGAGGUCUGGCGCACUCUGAAGUUCCCCGAGGGCCCCGAGGGGAGGAUGCAAGGCAUCUCGUGGAUUCUGGAGUCAGAGUCGUCCGUGUCGCAUACGGAUACGCAUGCACAGAACGGCAACGGAAACGGAACCCAGGGAAAGGAACGCGUGCAGGUAACCAAGACCUUCCUGGGACGGAUCUGGGGCGUUUACGUCGCACUUAGACAGCAGCAGGGGUAUACCCGGUACAAGAACAAGGAUGGCAAGUGGGUGAUUUCCGACCGGACCGGUGGCGAUGUGAGUGUGAGGCGUGAGGAGUGGGUUCGUUCUCGUUUGAUUUCUACUUCAUAUCAUAAUUCCUCUUCUCCAUCAUCUUCUUCGUCAUCAUCUCUUUCCCAGCCAUCUGGAUGGCGGGAACGGUAUGUUUUGGGCCCCGAUGCAGGGAAUCUGCCUUCGUUGAUAGCUGGGCUGGAAGGCGAGGGACAGGGGCCGUGGAGGGUGAGGGGCGAGAAGGUGAUGGUCGGAGGGGAACGCUAUAUUGUUCGUGCUUUUGAGGCUGUAGAAUAG